AUGCCUGUCAUUCCUGAAUCCUCCGACUUCCCACCUGCACCCCAAAAGGGAGGCAAUGAGUCCGAGAAGAAACAGACAGGCGAGACGAAUCCUGAUUUCGCGGCCUUCAACUCCAAAGGACCGCAGAUUCCAGAUCCAAAAGACUUGCCUCCCAAGGCUUCACGAGAAGAGAUCGAGGCACGUAUGAAGGAACUCAACAAGCCUUCCAACUGA
Molecule: messenger RNA, 213 nt
Organism: Penicillium brevicompactum
Lineage: Eukaryota; Fungi; Ascomycota; Eurotiomycetes; Eurotiales; Aspergillaceae
Exons: 2
Coding region: 1-213 (70 amino acids)
Source: RefSeq, a predicted model, not a curated record